Molecule: messenger RNA, 796 nt
Organism: Lymnaea stagnalis (great pond snail)
Lineage: Eukaryota; Metazoa; Mollusca; Gastropoda; Lymnaeidae
Source: the annotation of a GenBank genome assembly
GAUCUGGCGGAAUACAUAAUAUCGCUGAGCUGUAUGAGUGCCUCCAUGAUUUGUCUUCUCGCGACCCUGGUGACCUAUUUGAGACUACGUGUACUAAGAACGGAAGCUGGUAUCAACAACAUGUUUCUAAGUUUUAGCUUGCUGUUGGCUCAAGGCUCUCUUUUGGCCAGCGCACAUGUGUCGGUUUUUUACAAAACAAUUUACUAUAUAUAACUGUCAUGGACAGUUUAAGAGAUAAGAGUGAUAUAUCGUUAUUUACAUUUUGUGUUAUAUAACAGUUAAUGAAAAAAUAAUUAAGUUAGACCGAGGGUCAGGAUUUUUUUUUGUGUGUUUUUAUUUUGUUUGUUUGAUUGUUGUUUUUUUUUAAAUUUUAUUUAUUUAUGAAUUUUAAAAAGUAUAAUUUAAAUAAAAAUCAACUGUCUAAAAAAAAUGUUUCACUUAACUAUAGUUUUAUGUACAUAAUUAAAAUUAUUUUUUCAUUCAUGUGGUAUUUUCAACUUCACUUUGAAAUGUAUGUGCCACUCUCAAAAAAAAAUUUAAAUUAAAGAAACUAAAACAUUUUGGGCAAAAACAGUCUAUUAAAAAUAUAUAUAUACUAUUACUUGUCCUAAUCUAGGAAAUGCAUAAUAUUACCGAAAUAUAAAUGUCUCAACUUUAAAAAAAACAACAACUGAUCUGCACCCUCAUUUCUAUUUGUAGCCAAGGUCCAAGCAGCCUGUGUAUUUUACUCGGCUCAACAACCCACUACCUGUGGCUGUGGAUGUUCUCGUGGACCUUCGUCUGCAGCCUCCCCAUG